Messenger RNA from Aspergillus puulaauensis, 978 nucleotides. It is a transcript of the gene ptyA, whose product is annotated as putative tyrosine/serine protein phosphatase. The record is from RefSeq and is a predicted model, not a curated record. The transcript has 5 exons. Bases 1 to 978 code for a protein of 325 amino acids. Gene Ontology annotation, biological process: dephosphorylation. Gene Ontology annotation, molecular function: phosphoprotein phosphatase activity. Lineage: Eukaryota; Fungi; Ascomycota; Eurotiomycetes; Eurotiales; Aspergillaceae.
AUGCCCGACACCGGCCUUGACCGUCCGUUCGACGGCAUCAUCAACUUCCGCGAUGUCGGCCGAACUGUCAACCAAUUCGCUGGGCAGGAACUCCUAAAAGAGGGCGUCCUCUUUCGAAGUGCUCGGCUCGAUGAGGCGUCCAAGGAGGAUAUCCGUCGUAUAACAGACGGCCUGCAUAUAUCCUCUAUCAUUGAUCUGCGCUCUACAACAGAACACCAAAUGGCCAUUAAGAAGUACAAGCGCUGGCAUGAUAUCCCCACAAUGACGUCUGCAGACUCUGAACCCAGGGAAGAAGAAGAAGAAGAAGAAGAAGAAACCUACGUCCAUCUUCCCUCUCUCGACAACGCUGAUACUCGGCGCCAUCUGAUCAGUCUUACGGGAAAGGCCUUUGAGCGACAGCUUCUGUGGAGAUUGGAUUGGUGGAAUUUCACGAAAGUCCUUGCAUAUAUAGCAGCAGGGUUUAGACAAGAUGCCGUGCGCAUAGUCGGCGAGAACGUGAUGAAACCCGCUGGGCUGACGGGGCUAGCGAUGGAUACGCUCGAGGCGAGCGCGGCUGAAAUAAAGAGCGUUUUCGAUGUUUUUUCUUCAUCCUCAGAUAUAGAUGCAGAUCACUGUUCAUCGGCUCCUGGGACUGGUUCUGGUAUUCUAGUGCACUGUACGCAAGGGAAAGACCGGACGGGACUGAUCAUCCUUCUCUCGCUUUUGUUGACGGGUAUUGUUGAUGCUGAGGUUAUGGCGAGUGAAUAUGUGCUUUCUGAGAAGGAGUUGGAGAAUGAGCCGGCUGAAGAGAAGGAGGAGAGGAUGAGGGAGAUUAGGGCUUUAGGGCUGGGUGAGGAGUAUGCGAGGUGUCCGAAGGACUUUACGGAGAGGGUUACGGGGUUCCUACGUGAGAAGUACGGGGGUGCUCGGGGAUAUUUGGAGUACAUUGGAGUGGAGGAGAGAGACAUUGAAAAUGUGAAGAGACGGUUAUUGGCUUAG